AUGGACCAUUAUGAUUCCCAGCAAACCAACGACUACAUGCAGCCGGAAGAGGACUGGGAUCGAGACCUGCUCCUGGACCCGGCCUGGGAGAAGCAGCAGAGAAAGACGUUCACGGCAUGGUGCAACUCCCACCUUCGCAAGGCGGGGACGCAGAUCGAGAACAUCGAGGAGGACUUCCGGGAUGGACUGAAGCUCAUGCUGCUGCUAGAGGUCAUCUCAGGGGAGCGCUUGGCCAAGCCGGAGAGAGGCAAAAUGAGGGUGCACAAGAUCUCCAACGUCAACAAGGCCCUGGAUUUCAUAGCCAGCAAGGGAGUCAAGCUCGUGUCCAUUGGAGCCGAAGAAAUCGUGGAUGGGAACGUGAAAAUGACCCUGGGCAUGAUCUGGACCAUCAUCCUCCGCUUCGCCAUCCAGGACAUCUCUGUGGAAGAGACUUCCGCGAAGGAGGGGCUGCUCCUGUGGUGUCAGAGAAAGACAGCUCCUUACAAAAACGUCAACAUCCAGAACUUCCACAUAAGCUGGAAGGAUGGCCUCGGCUUCUGUGCCUUGAUCCACCGACAUCGGCCUGAGCUGAUUGAUUAUGGGAAGCUGCGGAAGGACGACCCACUCACAAAUCUGAACACAGCCUUCGAUGUGGCAGAGAAGUACCUGGACAUCCCCAAGAUGUUGGAUGCUGAAGACAUUGUUGGAACCGCCCGACCGGAUGAGAAAGCCAUCAUGACUUACGUGUCCAGCUUCUACCAUGCCUUCUCUGGAGCCCAGAAGGCGGAGACAGCAGCCAAUCGCAUCUGCAAGGUGUUGGCCGUCAACCAGGAGAAUGAGCAGCUCAUGGAAGACUACGAGAAGCUGGCCAGCGAUCUGCUGGAGUGGAUCCGCCGCACCAUCCCGUGGCUGGAGAACCGGGCGCCGGAGAACACCAUGCACGCCAUGCAGCAGAAGCUGGAGGACUUCCGGGAUUACCGGCGGCUGCACAAGCCGCCCAAGGUGCAGGAGAAGUGCCAGCUGGAGAUCAACUUCAACACGCUGCAGACCAAGCUGCGGCUCAGCAACCGGCCCGCCUUCAUGCCCUCCGAGGGCCGGAUGGUCUCGGACAUCAACAAUGCCUGGGGCUGCCUAGAGCAGGCAGAGAAGGGCUACGAGGAGUGGCUGUUGAAUGAGAUCCGGAGGCUGGAGCGGCUCGACCACCUGGCAGAGAAAUUCCGGCAAAAGGCCUCCAUCCACGAGGCCUGGACAGAUGGCAAAGAGGCUAUGCUACGGCAGAAGGAUUACGAGACCGCCACCCUCUCGGAGAUCAAGGCCCUGCUCAAGAAGCACGAGGCCUUUGAGAGUGACCUCGCCGCCCACCAGGACCGCGUGGAGCAGAUUGCUGCCAUUGCGCAGGAGCUCAAUGAGCUGGACUAUUACGACUCACCCAGUGUCAACGCCCGGUGCCAAAAGAUCUGUGACCAGUGGGACAAUCUGGGAGCCCUAACCCAGAAGCGGAGAGAAGCUCUGGAGCGGACGGAGAAACUUCUGGAGACCAUUGACCAGUUGUACUUGGAGUAUGCCAAGCGGGCUGCUCCCUUCAACAACUGGAUGGAGGGGGCCAUGGAGGAUCUGCAGGACACCUUCAUUGUGCACACCAUUGAGGAGAUCCAGGGACUGACCACAGCCCAUGAGCAGUUCAAGGCCACCCUCCCUGAUGCCGACAAGGAACGCCUGGCCAUCCUGGGUAUCCACAACGAGGUGUCCAAGAUUGUCCAGACCUACCACGUCAACAUGGCAGGCACCAAUCCCUACACAACCAUCAGUCCUCAGGAGAUCAAUAGCAAGUGGGACCACGUGCGGCAGUUGGUGCCGCGGAGGGACCAGGCCCUGACGGAGGAGCAUGCCCGCCAGCAGCACAACGAGAGGCUACGCAAGCAGUUUGCAGCCCAGGCCAAUGUCAUCGGGCCCUGGAUCCAGACCAAGAUGGAGGAGAUUGGGCGGAUCUCCAUUGAGAUGCACGGGACCCUGGAGGACCAGCUCAGCCACCUGCGGCAGUACGAGAAGAGCAUCGUCAACUACAAGCCCAAGAUCGACCAGCUGGAGGGCGACCACCAGCUCAUCCAGGAGGCGCUCAUCUUCGACAACAAGCACACCAACUACACCAUGGAGCAUAUCCGCGUGGGCUGGGAGCAGCUUCUCACCACCAUCGCCAGGACCAUCAAUGAGGUGGAGAACCAGAUCCUGACCCGCGAUGCCAAGGGCAUCAGCCAGGAGCAGAUGAACGAGUUCCGAGCCUCCUUCAACCACUUUGACCGGGAUCACUCCGGCACGCUGGGUCCCGAGGAGUUCAAAGCCUGCCUCAUCAGCUUGGGUUAUGAUAUUGGCAACGACCCCCAGAAGAAGACAGGCAUGAUGGACACGGAUGAUUUCCGCGCCUGCCUUAUCUCCAUGGGUUACAACAUGGGAGAGGCAGAAUUUGCCCGCAUCAUGAGCAUUGUGGACCCCAACCGCCUGGGGGUAGUGACGUUCCAGGCCUUCAUCGACUUUAUGUCUCGGGAGACGGCCGACACAGACACGGCAGACCAAGUCAUGGCCUCCUUCAAGAUCCUGGCUGGCGACAAGAACUACAUCACGGUGGACGAGCUGCGCCGAGAGCUGCCGCCGGAUCAGGCGGAGUACUGCAUCGCCCGGAUGGCCCCCUACACCGGCCCCGACGCCGUGCCCGGUGCUCUGGACUACAUGUCCUUCUCCACGGCGCUGUACGGCGAGAGCGACCUCUAACCCGCCCGCCCCGGCCAGCGCCCUCGCCCUGCCCGCUGUGCGCCGCACCCCCCCCCCCCGCUGCCCCCCUGCCCCCUCCCGCCCGGGUUUGGUCUCCUCGCUCAGCCUCGAACCGGGCGAGCCGGGACCCACGUGGCAUCGAGGCUCCCCGCCCGCAAAGUGACAGUUUACAAAAUUAUUUUCUGCAAAAAAGAAAAAAAGAGUUACGUUAAAAAAAGUAUUAAAAAAAAA
Hyaena hyaena (striped hyena) is the source of this 2976-nucleotide messenger RNA. It is a transcript of the gene ACTN1, whose product is annotated as actinin alpha 1. Gene Ontology annotation, cellular component: cell junction; cell projection; stress fiber. The transcript has 22 exons. Gene Ontology annotation, biological process: muscle cell development; actin cytoskeleton organization. The record is from RefSeq and is a predicted model, not a curated record. Gene Ontology annotation, molecular function: actin filament binding; calcium ion binding. NCBI's taxonomy places the organism in Eukaryota, Metazoa, Chordata, Mammalia, Carnivora, Hyaenidae. Bases 1 to 2745 code for a protein of 914 amino acids.